GGUAGUGACAGAUGCUCGGGCGGCGCCGAUAGCAGCGCUCGGAGCUCAGGCGGUGACUCAGUCACUGGGCCGCCCCCGCGCCGCUCGGAGCCUUCCGAGCCGCCUCCUUCGCUCCGCCUCCCCCAGGACCGAGGCGUUACUUUAGGUGCCUUAGGGGGCAUACCCCACUGCCAGCGGCGCCCCGGGAAGCUGUCGGGGCCUCCGAGGCCAGAGCGCGGUAAGGCAGGAGCCCGGAGCGGGGGCAGCUGGAAGGGCCGCGCUGCUGCACCGAAACCGAAACCACGGCGGCGACCCCGCCAGGGAGGGUGCGAAAGCGUCGCCACGGCGUGAUCCGGGGGGCUGACGGGUUCCGAGGUCCAGGAGCACGAGGGUGCUUGAUUUUGUUUUAAUUGCUAAGCCACAAAGACUGCAGCCAUGUCUCUGGAAGACAUCCACAUGAACACCAAGGAUUUGCUUGAAAAAAAGCAACUAGAUGCUGGAGGAUUUGGAACAAUUUCUUUAUGCUUGCACAAGAAAUAUGGAUUUGUAGUAUUAAAAAAAGUGUAUACAGGACCACAGCGCACUGAGUACAAUGUUUCCCUUCUUGAAGAGGGCAGGAUUAUGCGCAGACUGCAGCAUGACCGCGUGGUAAAGCUGCUUGGAGUCAUUUUGGAAGAUGGAAACUACUCACUUGUGAUGGAGUACGUGGACCGGGGGAACAUGAUGAAAGUGCUACAGAAUCUCUCACUACCUUUGUCAGUGAGAGGGCGUUUCGUGCUGGAAAUCACAGAAGGAAUGCUUUAUUUGCAUGAGCAAGGCUUUGUACACAAAGACCUAAAACCAGAAAACAUCCUUGUGGACAGAGACUUCCACAUUAAGAUUGCAGAUCUUGGUGUUGCCUCCUUUAAGAGCUGGAGCAGGCUGACCCAAGAAGAAACUGUCCGACAGAAGCAAAUGAAAAGCAGUUACCAGAACAAUGCUGGGACUCUUUUCUAUAUGGCCCCAGAGCAUUUACGCUGUGUUAAUGCUAAACCAGUGGAGAAAUCAGAUGUUUACAGCUUUGGCAUUGUGAUCUGGGCAAUUUUUGCUAACAAAGAGCCAUAUGAAAAUGGUAUAAAUGAAACCCAGAUUUGCUUUGGCAUCAUGAAUGGAAACAGACCAGACAUAAAGGAGAUCACUGAUAAAUGUCCAGUGCAAGUUAUUGACUUAAUGAAGCAAUGCUGGGAUGAAGAUUCAGAGAAACGUCCAACCUUUGCAGAAAUCAGUGAAAGAUACAAGCCAUUUUACUAUGAAGAGCUAGGAAAAAAUAUUGAAGAAGAUCUGAAGAAUUUAAAAAAAAUGCAGCCUGAGUCAAAUGAACUGCUGCAUAGCAUGGAAUCCCUUCAAAUAGAUGCUGCACCAGCAGAUACCAGCAAUGGUCAAGUAGAUCAGCCUAAUUCUCUACACAGCUCCCAGGGUCCCAUGACCAGUGAGGUUAAUGAAGCCCUGUUUGCUGCCUCCCCUGAGAACCAGCCCGUUGAGAGCUGUGAGACCUCAUUUGUACCUCCUGAUAAUCUGGAAAGAAAACUUCAGCAUGAAUACAACUACCAUGCCUUUGGGAGCCGGAUGGAUAAAGCAGUUCCACCUGUGCUGUACAGCCCUGAAAUUAUAGAGGAAGAGAGGAGACGGAGAGUUUCCUGCGAUCCAUUUGCAAAGCCAUCCCCUACUUCUCAACUGAGUGAGCUGUAUCCAAGAGCUGAAAAAACAGGAUCAAACACUAAUCCAUAUUUCUGGCCACAAGUAGCUGCAACAACACCAAAACGGAAUGUAGAUGUUUAUUAUGGGCCCAGUCCCAACAGUCUUCCAACAGGAAACGUGGUGGAUACCUAUGGAUUGUGUUCAGCCAGUAACUUUAGCCUAAGUAAACAUCCUGUGCCAGAAUCUGGACAAAACCUGACAUCACCGACCAAUGUAAACUGGUAUUCAAAGAAUUCAGACGCAGAUACAGGUUACAGGGAUUCCACUUCUUUCCCAAGGGGAACAUUUGCAUACCAUCCUAGUGCACCCAGAGUAAGCUCAGUUCCCUAUACAGAUGAUUCAGUCAAGUACAACAUAACUAACAGCUCUGGAAUUCAAAUUGGAUCCUACAAUCAUAUGAAAAUUGAAGAGCAGAAUCCGCAUGUCAGCACUUGUUCUGUUGCUAUGGAAGAUAUUUAUACUCAUUAUGAAGCAGUGGGUGUAUUUGACAAUGCUACUGUCCUGACAGAAAAGCAUUUGAAUCUAGUGAGGGAAAAGCUGGCUAAGCAGUGGAAGCACUGUGCUCGGAAACUGGGCUUCAGUGAUCCCGAGAUUGAUGAAAUUGAUCAUGACUACGAACGAGAUGGACUAAAAGAAAAAGUUUACCAAAUGCUGCUCAAGUGGGUAAUGAGGGAAGGUGCCAAAGGUGCUACAGUUGGAAAACUAGCCAAGGCCCUCUUUGGCUGCCAAAGACUGGAUCUCCUUAGUAGUUUGAUGCAAAUCCAAGAAGAAUAAGUUUACUGAGAACAGACUUUCCAGAGCUCUCCUUUUUGCACAGACUUUUGGAACCUAUUUUUUUACCAACCAGUUAAUACCUCCAAUAAAUCAAAAAGUUCAUGUCACAAUAUUUCGUCUUCCAAAGGAUAAAAAAAAAGCAUCUUCCUUCCAAAUAGAACGAUUGUCCAAAGAAAACAACAACAAAAUGCAAGACAAAUAUCAAUUCAAGGAGAAUGCAUUACACAAAAUUUCUACAUUCUACUCUUGAAACAUGUUGGUAGUCUCGUUCAGUUCCGAAGAUUCACCUAUUGAUUGAAAAACUUGUAUAGAAGCCAAAAUCAACCCUUACAUUUUGCCAAAAGUGCCAAUAUUUAUCAUGCCAGUAUCUGACUGGUUGCAGGCAAUAAUAUUUUUCAAAUAGUUUUAUAAUUUUUAUUAAAUAUAGAUGUAUAGAAUUAUGCAGAACACCAGCAUAAAUAAAAGCAAAACCUAUUUCUGGCUUUCAAACUCUGUAAUUGAUAUUUUGUAGUUAUAAUGUUGCAUUAGAUUUUUGCAUCGUUUGGUAGAAAAGAUUUUACAGGGUACGAGUCUCAUCAGCUUUAUGAAAUAAUGAAAAAAUAUGUUAAAUCAGUAUGCAAUCCAAAUUCAAAUCUCAAGAAUACAAGAGCUUGGAGAAGUGAAAGGUGCUUUAUUACCUCUUGACUGAAGACUCAUUCUCCUGUCUGCUCUGGAGACUCAGUGUCACUACAUUCUGAAUCUCUUAGGCUGCAUUUAUAUUAGUUGGUUAAAUGUGCCUGGAAAUGUUACUGGAUGCUGAGAGUAAACAGGCUACAGCCUGCUACCAGAAUAGCACAUUCUUUAAACCUGCAAAAUGCUGUGCAAAGACUAUUUCACAGCACUCAGGUUGUUUCUGGAGAGCACUGGAACAGCUCUAUAGUUUAGAUGAUGGUAUCCCAGUGCCUGGAAAUGUUCCUUGUCACUCUGACUUCCUAAUAUUGGCAUAAUCUCACUGUGCAGUAUCUAUGAAAGAAGAAUUACUGCAAGUUUUUUGUCCGAAGAAUUAUGCCAAGCUCUUCUUGUGAGAGACAAUGCCUCCUGUUCCAUCAGAUUUAGAGAUAUUUCAAGCAGAUGUUUUGAAGCUGGUAAUUUUUUAAGCUGUGCAUAGAGCACUAGGUAUUCAUUAGUGUUCAUAACUAUUCAUUCUAAUUGUCAAAAAAAAAAAAGCUAAUAACUUAGCUAAUAACUGGAGUGCAGUUAGAAUGGAUUUCUGCUCCUUGAUACAUCCUUGAUACAUUUGCUUCCAUUUCAGUGGAAGCAAAAUGAAACUGUAAUCAAAGCAAGCAUCACCAUAUUUGUCAUCUUUAAACCUACUUAAAAUAUAUUGCAUUGCCUUACUGUUUUGACUUAGCUACAUGCUAUAUUUUCUAUAAACUCUUGAGUACAAUAUAAUGAUGUGGUUUAUCUGUCUAAUGUAAUAAGCAUACACUUCCCAGAAAACGAAAAAUUAUUCUUUAAGCAAAUAGAGAGAUGGGGUAUAGGGUGUCUUCUCUAUGUCAGUCCAUAGAGCUACAGCCAGGAGUUACUGUGAUAAUUCAUUAAUCAGAUCCCUGGACAGAUCACAAAGUCCAUUUAUGUUCUGUUAAUGCUGGUUGCACUGUAUUGCUACAUCAAUUCCUGACCCUCCAUUGGUUUUCAAAGUCUCCCAUAUCUGCAGUCUUUAUUUAAACA
Camarhynchus parvulus is the source of this 4200-nucleotide messenger RNA. RefSeq names its product receptor interacting serine/threonine kinase 1 (gene RIPK1). Bases 415 to 2490 code for a protein of 691 amino acids. The transcript is spliced from 12 exons. NCBI's taxonomy places the organism in Eukaryota, Metazoa, Chordata, Aves, Passeriformes, Thraupidae. Gene Ontology annotation, biological process: signal transduction; protein phosphorylation. Gene Ontology annotation, molecular function: protein binding; ATP binding; JUN kinase kinase kinase activity. The record is from RefSeq and is a predicted model, not a curated record.